Molecule: messenger RNA, 1833 nt
Organism: Dioscorea cayenensis subsp. rotundata (Guinea yam)
Lineage: Eukaryota; Viridiplantae; Streptophyta; Magnoliopsida; Dioscoreales; Dioscoreaceae
Product: chaperone protein dnaJ A6-like
Exons: 8
Coding region: 128-1387 (419 amino acids)
Biological process (GO): protein refolding; response to heat
Cellular component (GO): cytoplasm; cytosol
Molecular function (GO): Hsp70 protein binding; ATP binding
Source: RefSeq, a predicted model, not a curated record
CCCCAAAUUCUCAGAAAAAACAAAAGAGAAAAAAAAUUUCGGAUUAGGGCUUCGAUUCUUCUCCCGAUUCGAAUCGGGAGUUCUCCUCGCGCAUACUACGUUUGAGGAUUCGUAGAGAUCAGAGACAAUGUUUGGCCGUUCAGCAAGGAGGAGUAAUAAUACCAAGUAUUAUGAGAUUCUUGGAGUCCCGCAGAAUGCGAGCCAGGAUGAGUUGAAAAAAGCUUAUAGGAAGGCCGCCAUCAAGAAUCAUCCGGACAAGGGUGGUGACCCAGAGAAGUUUAAGGAGUUGGCUCAAGCUUAUGAAGUUCUGAGUGACACCGAAAAGAGAGAUCUCUAUGACCAAUAUGGAGAAGAUGCACUUAAGGAGGGAAUGGGAGGGGGUGGUUCUUCUCACAGUCCUUUUGAUAUCUUUGAACAAUUUUUUGGGGGUGGUGGUGCUUUUGGUGGUGGGAGCUCAAGAGCUCGUAGGCAGAGGAGAGGUGAUGAUGUAGUACAUACUCUGAAAGUAACUCUGGAUGACCUUUACAAUGGUACAUCAAAAAGGCUGUCAUUAUCAAGAAAUGUGCUUUGUCCAAAAUGCAGAGGGACAGGCUCAAAGAGUGGGAUAUCAACUAAGUGUCAUGGAUGUCACGGUUCUGGGGCAAAGAUAAUGACCAGGCAAAUUGGCCUUGGCAUGAUCCAACAGAUGCAAAUUGCUUGCCCAGAUUGCAGAGGCUCUGGCGAGGUGAUCAGUAACAAGGAUAAGUGCCCACAGUGUAAAGCCAGCAAAAUUACUCAGGAGAAGAAAGUAUUAGAGGUUCAUGUUGAGAAAGGCAUGCAACAUGGGCAGAAAAUUGUAUUCCAGGGACAGGCUGAUGAAGCUCCAGAUACUGUAACUGGAGACAUUGUAUUUGUGCUGCAACUGAAGGAGCACCCCAAGUUCAAGCGCAAGUUCGAUGAUCUCUAUGUUGAACAUACCCUUAGUCUGACUGAGGCACUUUGCGGCUUCCAGUUUGCUCUUACCCACCUUGAUGGUCGGCAGUUGCUUAUCAAGUCAAAUCCUGGCGAAGUUGUGAAACCUGAUCAAUACAAAGCCAUUAACGAUGAAGGAAUGCCGCAUUACCAAAGGCCCUUCAUGAAAGGUCGCCUAUUCAUUCACUUCAACGUCGAGUUCCCUGAUUCCGGCUUCCUCUCUCCUGAUCAAUGCCAUGUUCUGGAGGCAACACUGGCACCAAGAACUGGUAGCCCUUUGACUGCAAUGGAAUUAGAUGAAUGCGAGGAGACCACUCUAUACGACGUCAGUAUAGAGGAGGAGAUGAGGCGCAAACACCAGCAACAUCAGAAUGAAGCCUACGACGAAGAUGAUGAUGACGAUUCAGGCCCUAGGGUACAGUGUGCCCAGCAGUAAGUUCGAGCAAUUAUAUAUAUAUAUUAUAUUCAUAUGAUAGAAAGCCAUACCUGGUAAACUCCAUUGUUAUAGUUGGCUAUUCAAUUUUAGUCUUAUUUUCCUAUAAUGCAUUUGAACCAGUAGAUAGAUAUAUUUUUAAUUGUUACCUUCAUAAUAAUUCACAUUGCUUUUUGAGUGAAGUCUUGGUGCAAAAUUGAUUGAAAGGGUGGUUGUUAAAACAAACAAAAGGUCACAUUGAUGAGCUUAUGAAAUUUGUUGGGAUUAAUUGAUAGGACUGAUGUUGGUCAGGACAAAGGUCAUGGUGAUCUCCGUGGACCUUACAGUACCCUUUCAUUGUUGUCUCUAUUAUAUGUGUGGCCCCAAACAGUGAUAAUGUCCAUGAUUAAAUCUAUGGUCCCCAUGAAUCUUCAGCCUUGAGCAAAUCUCAUGUUCAUAGGAAUUGACUU